AUGAAUACCCGACCCGUUAUCGAGACAUCCAGCAAUCCAAUAGCCUUGUCAGCCUCUUUCAACCAAGACGCCAGUUGCUUCGCUGUUGGACUCGACACAGGCUUCUGCAUAUUUAAUUCAGAACCAUGCCAGCUGCGAGUCUCUCGAGAUUUCAACGCCGGCAUAGGGGCGGUACAGAUGCUUGGGAAAGCCAACUUCAUUGCUCUUAUUGGAGGAGGCAAGCAACCAAAGUUUCCUCAAAACAAGGUGAUCAUUUGGGAUGAUGCGAAGCAGAAGGUCGCGAUACAAUUACCAGUCCUUACAACCGUUCGUAGUGUCCGAUUAUCGAGAACACAUAUUGCCAUCGUCCUCCAGAACAGUGUUCGCGUCUACAAAUUCCAAAGUCCCCCAGAGCUCUGGGCUGUCUUCGAAACUGCCGAUAAUCCUCUGGGGCUUUGUUGCUUGACUGCAAAGUCACUCGCAUUCCCUGGACGGACGCCAGGACAGGUUCAGUUGGUUGAGCUGUCCACUGGAAAUGUCAGCAUUAUACCAGCACAUGGCUCCUCCUUACGAGCUAUUGAUAUCAGCCGCGACGGAGAUAUCUUGGCUACAGCAAGCGAAACAGGCACAUUAGUGCGAGUCUUUGCAACAAGCAACUGUGCUAAGAUUGCUGAACUAAGACGUGGAGUUGACCAUGCUACCAUAUACUCCCUGGCUAUUGCUCCUUCCGGUCAACUCCUCGCCGUUACGUCGGACAAAUCCACUCUACACAUAUUUGAUAUUCCUCAUCCAACGAAGCCCCCACGAUCAGCGACCGUAAAUGGUAGUCCGCGAUUGACCUCGACAGGUGGUGGAGGAAGCCCUGUUGUGAGUGACGCGGACCCGAGUCAAAAGUGGGGGAUCUUAGGACGCAUUCCUUUACUUCCCAGAGUCUUCUCCGACAUCUACUCAUUUGCCUCCGCUCAUUUUGAGAUCGGCGACGAACCACUUUAUGGAAGCUCUACGCCCCUUAAUAGCGAAGCGACCUUUCGCCCUCCGAAGGGGAUCAUCGGCUGGACCAGUGAUCAUAGUCUCGUAGUAAUCGGGGCUGGGAGAGAUGGCAGGUGGGAGAAAUUCGUCAUUGCCGAGGGCGAAGAUGGUAGACGUUAUUGCGUCAGGGACGGGUGGAAGAGGUAUUUGGGUGUUACUUGA
Hyaloscypha bicolor E is the source of this 1170-nucleotide messenger RNA. Its product is annotated as WD40 repeat-like protein. Gene Ontology annotation, biological process: autophagy of mitochondrion; protein localization to phagophore assembly site; protein lipidation. The record is from RefSeq and is a predicted model, not a curated record. The transcript has 5 exons. Gene Ontology annotation, molecular function: protein binding; phosphatidylinositol-3,5-bisphosphate binding; phosphatidylinositol-3-phosphate binding. Bases 1 to 1170 code for a protein of 389 amino acids. Lineage: Eukaryota; Fungi; Ascomycota; Leotiomycetes; Helotiales; Hyaloscyphaceae. Gene Ontology annotation, cellular component: phagophore assembly site membrane; extrinsic component of membrane; cytosol.